Messenger RNA from Symbiodinium sp. CCMP2456, 5490 nucleotides. The record is from the annotation of a GenBank genome assembly. NCBI's taxonomy places the organism in Eukaryota, Dinophyceae, Suessiales, Symbiodiniaceae.
AUGGAUCACAUUCAGACUUUCGGCGACUCGGGGGUUACCUUCAUCUACGAGCAUCCUGGAGGAUCAGACGAUGUAGCCACCGAGGCCCAUGCUAUAGUGGUAAUGAAGAGGGGUCAUGGCUUUAUGGCUGCAAUCCCGGAGGACGUGAUCACCCCCGGCGAGCUAGCCGCUGGUGCCCAUGCCUCCAUGGAGGAUGUGAUUGGGCCCUCUUACCGAGCAAAUGUUGCUGGAGGCCUUUUGGGCGACGAGGGCAUCACUGCUCAGCCGGGGGUUACCGUUCGGUGCGUCAUAGUCGAUUUCUCGGCCCUGGCUGUGCCUCGCUUCACUCCUCUGGAGCGUGUGGCCUUCUACUCUGCCGAAGAAGGGCCUGCAGUUCCUCCCGCCAGGGCCAGGCUCCGCUUGUCCAAAGACGAUCCUCCAAGAGCAGUAGGUGGGGCUACAGGUUCCGAACAGCCACCAAGGCCAAAGCGAGUUACAACUUCGGCUCUGGCGACCCAGCUCGAAGCCCUCACGGCCUCCCUGCCCAGCAUAGCUGCAAAACUAGAGGACGUUGUGUCGAAGCAGGAGGCUAUGGAGAAGAAGAUGUCUGCAGGCCCGACGGCCCCACUACUCGCUGCAGCCGCAGAGGCCGAAGAGCUCGAGGGGGAGACGGGGCAGGAGGACUCCAGCCACCUUGCGCGUGCCGUGCUUGCUCAGAGUCAGGCCCUCACCGCCUUAGUGGCACAGCUGUCUUCUGCAAACUCCGACCCUUUGCUGGACCUGAGCUCUCAGGGGGCAGCCAGCACCAGGGGGGCUGCACAGCGGAACCGUCUUCAGGACGAGUUGGCCUCGGGCCGCGGGACCUUCUACUCAGCCGUUCUGGCAAACAUGGCGAGACGCAUGGCGCCGGCGGUCACUCACACAGUAGAUCCGGCGACUUUAUUGAGUCAGGGCAUUUGCCUGACCCGAUACCACGAACGCUUCGGCGGGUUUGGGCAGGUCAAAGACCUAGCUUUGAUAGCCCACCAAGUCGCCAUGGCAAUGGACGCGAUGCAAGCGGGAAAGAUAGAACAGUGUCAGGAUCACCUUGCGCUCCUGGCAGUUUCUUUGGAACAGGCCAGUCUAGACGGUGGCAGGAUGGACCUGGCCUACCAGCUUACGUGGUUGGAAGAACCUCCCGCGGGGAUGUUUGCAAACCGCUCGGUGACGACCCUGGGGAGGAACCGCCCCUUUGCCCCUCUCGCAAGCCAACGUUGGAUGACUGUUGUUUUGGGCUACCUGCGGGAAAUGGAGGUGAUCCAAAAUCGGAGAGGCCGCCAGGCCAAAGCGGCAGCCAAGACGGCCGAAGAAGGCCCUCCUGGCGCCACCUGUUUGAAGUUUCAAGGCCAGCCUGAGGCGCCAUCUGCAGCCCACGUCUCCUCUUCUUUUUGCACUACGAGCACCUUUGCGAAGUUCGCGGCAUCCCUGCCUCGGUGGGUUUUGCGUUCCCGCACUGGUUUUGGAGCUUACCUUGCUUCAACUUUUGCAUCGCCCUCUGACCGGAGCGGCUCUGCCCCUCCUUCAGCUACGUUCCCACUGCCUUUGCCCUACUUGGGCCUCUUCCAGGGCAGUGGCCCACGGCUCUCCCGUGUUGCUUGGCGUCGCCUCUACCAACGGAGGCUGCUUUGCGUGAGCGUGCUUGCCCUUAACUACAUCCAUGAUGGAUUUCGCAGGCCCUCUCAGGAGUUGCUGUGGAGGCUUCCCAAUGCCCACCAGAGGCAAGUCUACAACAGGCUUAUGAAGCUCAUACGUGCGUGUGACAGGCCUGGGGAGGAAUACCCUCUCCCUCCAGGUCGUUCAGGCUUUGAAUUUGUUGCUCGCCUCUUGGAGCUUGAGAGCUUCUCUGCUGCAGCCGGUCUGGGGGAUAGGUCCAACUUUGGCUACUCUGCACUUGCUGGGUCUCAGGUGCCACAGGUCUCUCCCUCUCCUGACCUCCCCCAGCUUCAUCCCUACAGGUCCCUCGAUGUUUCGCGGAUGAAGCUUUCAGGAAAGGGCCAUUGGGACCUUGCCGCGUGGUUGGAUGGCCCCCUGUGGCUUCCCUUCCAGGACCCGUCUAUCCUACAUCAUGGUCUUGGCUUUGACCCUGCUGCUGUGCCCUCCUUUGAGUCCGAAGACAGAGAAGAGAACCUCAGGCUUUCUGUGCUGUGGAGCAGAAAUGGUCUGCUUGACCUCGUGCCAGGUCCUCCGCCCUACCUUGGGAGGUGCCGCGUCUUUGGGGCUUUUAAGGCCGUUGACCGUGACCGCCAGAUAGGCGACAGACGUUUGCCCAACGCAUCUGAGAUGCAUGUGCGGGGCCCCAGCGCUCUGCUGCCUUCAGGGAGCUCUCUCCUUGCAAUGGAGUUGCCGCGCCACACUCAUCGCAUCGUCGCCUUUAUCUCUGACAGAAAGGAUUUUUAUCAUCAGGCCAGAGUUAGCCGGGCCCGAUCUGUGACGAACUGUCUGCCCUUUGACUUUUGGGGAUGGGAGCUGCGAGCUGCCGGGAUCCGUGAGGGCUCCAGCAGCGCCUGUGUUCCCGUUCUUGUCGACUGGGAUUGCUACACUCCCUGCUUCAAGAGCCUCUUUCAGGGGGAUCAUUUGGGCGUUGAGUUCGCCCUCGAAGCACAUUCCCAGCUCCUUUCCUACCAUGGGGCCCUUAGGCCCGAGCAGGCGCUUCUGAACAGAGAGCCUCCGCCAAUCGGCCAUGACGCUCAGGCUCUUGUGAUAGACGACUUUGUCAGUGUGAGCAUCCUGCCCCGCUCUGCCGACCCUUUGAGGAGCCCAGCUGCCCACGCUAUAGAGGGCAGCCCAGAGAAGGAUGUGAUAGCAGCUGACUGCUUCCAGGAGGAUUGCUCUUGCGUCUUUGAGUCUCAGAGCAGCCUCUCUCCCUAUCACUUCCUCUACCUUGGCUUCGCGGCUCUCAGGGGCGUGGGUUGCCGUGUUGAUGUCUCCGCCAAGGCCACCCAACGAGCUUUUGCUCAGCCUAGGCGCAUGGCACAGGAGCUUGUGCUGGCCAGUGUCCUUUCGGCCUUUGUGAGUUCGGACCUCUCUGCCCCUACGUUGCCUGCCGUCUUCGCCACCGACGCUUCGCUUGGGAGUGGUGCCACUUGUUCGGCCCCUGUCGAGAAGAGCUUCGCCCAGUCCCUUUGGAAGACUGCUGACCGGCGGGGAGGCUACUCUAGGCUCGAUGUGGGUGCCCGUGAGCUCCUGAGGGCUGCCGGGGAGGCCCUUGAAGACGAAGAUGUUGGACCCUCCUUUGAGAGCCCUCCCAAGCAGGUCCCCUUCAAGAUCGAUGUCUUACUUAUUGGUCGGUGUUCAAAAAGCCUGGUGAAGCGGGCCCCGAACUUUGGGCUUAGGCCCGGCAUGUCCUUGGUGUCUUGGUGCUUCCCUUUUCCUCCUGGCAGGGCUCUGCGACAAAGGCUGUUGCUGGAGGGGUCACUCAGACCGUUGACCUUGACCUGUGCCUCUACGGCGGGGACACCUGCCGCGGUCUUGUGGGACUUGCUGCAAAUCUUCAGACAAAAGGGUACUGAGGAUCCGUUGCCGCCUGGGCUCUCCGAUGAAGUUCUUAGGUCCUUCGAGGUUGCCCUCUCCUCCUCUGACAGAGGCCUCGAGCAGCCCGGCCUUGAAAGCAUCGUUGCAAAUGAUGUUCUCAUGACUGCUGCGUGGAAAGUUGACAGAGUUGUUCCUUGGAGAGGGCAGUCCCACAUCAACACGCUUGAGCUGGGCACGAUUGGGAUCCUUGAGCGGGACCUUGCGAUCCACUCACCCAGCUGCCGCUUCACUGUCCUUGUUGACAGUAAUGUUGCAAAGUCCUGCUCUGCAAAAGGGAGAUCCACCUCCUACGCGCUGCAGCCCGGGCUGAGCUAUGGCACACCAGGCUCUGCCCUCUCCGAGAGCCUAGUCGGGCGGCCUCUCGCAUCCUGGGCCAGGCUCUUUCUUGUGCUUGUCGCCGAGAGGGUCGGCUUCUCCGAGGCCCUUUUGCACACCUUGGCUGGGCGCUUUGCUUCCGAGCUCGGCCGGUCCCCUGACCAUUCUGUGCUUGACUUUGAUGGGACCCUGGGUUUCCCUGGCGAGGGGCCGCCUCUAGAGGAUCGUUGUUUCUCUGAGCGCCUUCAAUACCUCUGCUAUGGAUUUGCAACCCUCCUUGCGCCUACGGCCCUGCUCUUCACUGCCUCGUGGACUUUUUGCUUCCACUUGGUCUUUUCUCCUUUGGCCUUCGGCCUUUCUUGGACUAAACUCAAGUCCUUCGUCUGCUCCCUCCGGGUUGAGCUUUUCUUCAGCCUUGUGCCCUCUUGUGAUACCCUUCCCGCGUGGCUUUACUUGGACUUUGACCCUACUCUUGGGUUCCCUGGCGAGGGCUGGGUCUUUUGGUUCAGGGUGUUCGGGGUUUUAGUUGCAGCUGCCAUGGCCGCCCCCGCCCCUGGAACACCUGCUGAUGCCGAUCGGGCUACCAGGCGUGCAGGUUUACUGCUUGAAGCUGAUCGAGUCGUCCGACCUGUUACCAGGAGCAAUCGUGCUAGACUUGCUGAGGCCUUUUCUCAGUGGCUCCUUGAGAGCCAGGGACGCUCACUGGAGAGCUUGCUUGCUGUUUCUUGGGAACAUGUUGAACAGAUUGGUGAGGCCCUCACAGCCUACGGUCAGCACCUUUUUAGGUCUGGACAAGCUUACUACAAGUUUUCUGAGACUAUCAACGCAGUUGCUAGCCUCAGGCCUGCCAUCAGGAGAUCGCUCACCAGGCCGUGGGAUUUGGCUUUUGCUUGGCUUACUGAGGAGCCGACCAACCACCACAAAGCUAUGCCGAAAUCUAUUCUUUUGGCUGUGAUGGCUGUUGCUCUCCUUUGGGGAUGGCCGGUCGAAGCUGCUAUCUUUGGCCUUGCCUGGACUGGAUUGCUACGGAUCGGUGAGGUCCUAAAUGCUACAAGACGGGACUUGGUGUUACCGGACGACGCUGCCCCGGGAACGAACCAUGCCCUCCUUCGCAUUAGCACCCCAAAGACUCGCGGAAGAGCAGCUCGGCAUCAGGCUGCUCGAGUGGAUCCGUCGGAUAUUGUCGAGCUCCUCUCUGUCGUGUUUGGGCCUUUACCAGCUGCGGCUAAACUUUGGCCCUACUCUGAUGGGGUCCUCCGCCGCCGCUUGAGGACCAUCCUGGAUCGCCUAGGCCUGGUAAACGGUGAGAAGCCUGCCUUCGAUCUGGCCUCUUUCCGCCCUGGUGGGGCUACCUGGAUGCUUGCACAGACCGAGAACGCAGAACUUGUCCGUAGACGCGGUCGCUGGCUCUCUGGUCGUGUCAUGGAGAUCUACCUUCAAGAAAUAACGGCUGCCACAUUUGUCCCUCAGCUGCCGCCGCAGGCUCGGGAGGUGAUUGGAGAUUUGGCUGCUGCUUUUUCGGGGGUUCUCUCUAGAGCCCUCUUCUUUGAGAAGUCUUUGCUGCCACGCAGGAUUUGGUAUCACUUGUUUUCAGGCCGACCGACCGCUCGAGCAUGGGAAAGGUGA